GGCAACAUUACAAAACGUCACUGUCACUGUCAUGUGUACGAAGUGACAGCUGAUCGGUGCAAGCACUUAGCACUUCUCAAAGGAGGACGCAAAACAAAAUUAAUUCAAAUCACCCCACCACGACCGCUUUCACCAUGGGCACAGCUAUGUUCGCGAGGGUGACGUUCUAUCCAACUUUAUUCUACAAUGUGAUGAUGGAAAGGAUGACCAGCCGGCGCUGGUAUGACCGGAUGGAUGACACAGUGAUCCUUGGCGCCCUGCCUUUCCAGGCGAUGACGAAACAGCUCAAGGAGGAGGAAAACUUAAAGGCAGUAGUCUCAAUGAAUGAAACAUAUGAAUUAAAGAUAUUUUCAAAUGAUGCUGAGAAAUGGCGCGAGCACGGCGUAGAAUUCCUACAGCUAGCGACCACGGACAUAUUCGAGACCCCUGACCAGGAGAAGCUGUACGAAGGAGUUAGGUUCAUUAACAGGUUUCUGCCACUCGACAGUAAAAUAAAGCGGAUAACAAGUGAAAACCCAGUGAACAGUGGCACUGUGUACGUACACUGUAAGGCCGGGCGGACCCGCAGCGCGACGCUAGUCGGCUGCUAUCUUAUGAUGAAAAAUGGCUGGUCCCCGGUGGAAGCGGUAGAGCACAUGCGUACUCGGCGGCCACACAUAUUGCUGCACACCAAGCAGUGGGAGGCACUGCAGAUAUUCCACAGGAAUCAUGUGCAGGCGUAGUUGGCGACUAGCGACAUAGACUAGAGCAGUCUUUAAAUUCGCGUGUUCAACCCGCGAAAACAGUCAAAUUCCAUAUAAUCUGAAAACGAAUAAAAAGGUUGGACCUGUUCCGGACGCUCUUGACAAGAUGUUUUUCCAACCUUAAUUCAUAACUCUACGACAGCGGUCGGCAACAGGCGGUCCGCGAACCUCUCACUUGCGGCCCGCGAGCCUCCCUGGCUAUUUUGUAUGUAAUAUUGACAAACGAAAAUACCUGAUAGUCUUAAAUAUUAACAAAAUAACAAAGUGCGGUCCGCGUCAAAAGGUUGUCGACAAAAACUCACAGUUUAAAAAAUAACAAAAAUCAGCCUUCUUUUAUUAAUAACGCGGUUCACUACAACUGUGAACUUGUAGUAUAAAUUAGUGAGUUUUGCUUGUCAUUUGACGAUAUGUGGAUAGGUCUUCUGAACAAGUAUGGCUCAACCCUAAAACUUGUAAAAAAAAUUGUUUCCUACAUAACAAGGCAAAUCAGCAUAUAGAGCUCUAUGAACAUCUAGCAUAUUUCUUCAGACUACGUAAGCGAUUUAAGUAUAGAUACUUAGAUAGGAAAUUUUUAAUUUAAUCAACGAAGAUGCAUCUAACAAUCGCCACGCCCUCAUCUAUGGCACGAUAAGAUUUUUUUGUGUGUAGGUAAAUUAGUUUAUUGCACCGUAGAGGCUACGUACACAAAAAAGCGUCAUGUAUAAAAAUUAAAAUGUCAGCGCUUUUUUACCUAGGUAUCUGUAAUUCCACGCCACGUUGGUUGGGUUGUCGUUAACACGUUGGCUGCCCACCAUGCUACUCCUACAGUAUUGCUCCCACGCCAAAUAGAAAUUUAAGUGAGCUUAUGAUCCCACCGGUGAUGCUCAUGGCAGCUAACGCGUUAAAUUAUCAUUCGUUCAAUUUGUCUCAUAACUUUAACUACUAGUCAAAUCAGUUUCUUUUUUAGAACUGUCAAAAUGAUUUGCUACUAUGAGUUAACUAUUAGUACUAUGAAACACUAGCAUAUGAAAUAUGAAAAUUGUUGGCAUAAUUUUCAAGGGUCUUAUUUUUUUAGACUGCCAGAUAUUUCGAAUAAGUACAUUUGUGGUACGUAGGAUACGACCACCUUAGGUAGCUCAUAUUAAUUUAUAACGUAAAUAAAAUAUGUUAAUAAUAGCAGAAUUACCUUUAUGUAAUAAAAUAAUAGUAUUUCGUCUACCUCCAUGUAUGUGAAAAUUAUGCUGAGUAUUUCUACACAUUAUGAUCCAUUGUUUUAAUCAGCAGUAUUUACAGGUUGGGCCAAAAUUCAUUGUCAAUUUUUACUGCGGUUUAUAAUUGAUAAUUUUGCUAAAAGAAAUAUUUUGAAGAUUUUGUUUUAGUUAAAUGAUUGACAUUUUGUAAAUACGUGUCAGUGAGAAAAAUAUUCCAAAAAAUUUUUCAAUGUACCUAUUUUGGACUUUUUGUAAACUAAUGUUUACACAGGCAUUAGUCUGUAAAAGUCUUCAUAUUUCGUGAAGCAUCACAAUUACUACACAGAAAUUUAAAAU
Molecule: messenger RNA, 2269 nt
Organism: Cydia strobilella
Lineage: Eukaryota; Metazoa; Arthropoda; Insecta; Lepidoptera; Tortricidae
Gene: PTPMT1
Product: phosphatidylglycerophosphatase and protein-tyrosine phosphatase 1
Exons: 6
Coding region: 135-722 (195 amino acids)
Biological process (GO): protein dephosphorylation
Molecular function (GO): phosphatidylinositol-4,5-bisphosphate 5-phosphatase activity; phosphatidylglycerophosphatase activity; protein tyrosine/serine/threonine phosphatase activity
Source: RefSeq, a predicted model, not a curated record